Nannospalax galili (Upper Galilee mountains blind mole rat) is the source of this 1603-nucleotide messenger RNA. It is a transcript of the gene Gcat, whose product is annotated as glycine C-acetyltransferase. The record is from RefSeq and is a predicted model, not a curated record. Gene Ontology annotation, molecular function: glycine C-acetyltransferase activity; pyridoxal phosphate binding. NCBI's taxonomy places the organism in Eukaryota, Metazoa, Chordata, Mammalia, Rodentia, Spalacidae. Bases 196 to 1452 code for a protein of 418 amino acids. The transcript has 9 exons. Gene Ontology annotation, biological process: biosynthetic process; L-threonine catabolic process.
AACUCCGCGGACCGUCCCAGUCGGGACCACGGAUCAAGCUCCAGGACACCGGCAGGCCCCGCCCACAGCUCCUGGGCCUCCCUUUCCCCCUUAAAGUGAGCCCCUCUCGCCCUGACUGGCUGCCGGGGCCCUGCCCACCUCACGUGACGGGGAGCGCGAGGCUGCCGGCUGGCAGGCGCUGGGCUGGUGGCAGCGAUGUGGGCUGGUGUGGGUCGCGCCGCGCUCUUCUCGGGCCCCCGUGGCCACCGCGCGAACUCGGCGCUGGCGCAGCUGCGGGGCAUCCUGGAGGGGGAGCUGGAAGGGAUGCGCGGAGCUGGCACCUGGAAGAGUGAGCGGGUGAUCACGUCCCGCCAGGGGACGUACAUCCACGUGGACGGCGUCUCGAGAGGAAUCCUUAACUUCUGUGCCAAUAACUACCUGGGCCUGAGCAGCCACCCCGACGUGAUCCAGGCAGGUGUGCAGGCUCUGGAGGAGUUUGGAGCUGGCCUCAGCUCUGUGCGCAUCAUCUGUGGGACCCAGAGCAUCCAUAAGAAUCUAGAAGCCAAGAUAGCCCGCUUCCACCAGCGGGAGGAAGCCAUCCUCUAUCCCAGUUGUUUUGAUGCCAAUACUGGCCUCUUUGAGGCUUUGUUGACCCCCGAGGAUGCAGUCCUGUCUGAUGAACUGAACCAUGCCUCCCUCAUUGAUGGCAUCCGUCUGUGCAAGGCACACAAGUACCGUUACCGCCACCUGGACAUGGCCGACCUAGAAGCUAAGCUGCAAGAGGCCCAGAAAUACCGACUGCGCCUUGUGGCUACCGAUGGAGUCUUUUCCAUGGAUGGUGACAUCGCACCUCUACAAGAGAUCUGCCGCCUCGCUGCUCUAUAUGGUGCCCUGGUCUUUGUGGAUGAAUGCCAUGCCACCGGCUUUCUGGGGCCUACAGGACGGGGCACUGAUGAGCUGCUGGGUGUGAUGGACCAGGUCACCAUCAUCAACUCCACCCUGGGGAAGGCACUAGGUGGAGCAUCAGGAGGCUACACCACAGGGCCAGGGCCUCUAAUAGCCCUGCUACGACAGCGUUCGAGGCCCUACCUCUUCUCCAACAGUCUGCCUCCUGCUGUUGUUGGCUGUGCCUCCAAAGCCCUGGACCUGCUCAUGGAGAGCAACACCAUCAUCAAGUCUAUGGCAGCCAAGACCCAGCGGUUCCGCAGUAAGAUGGAAGCUGCUGGCUUCACCGUCUCAGGAUCCAGUCACCCUAUCUGCCCUGUGAUGCUGGGUGAUGCCCGGUUGUCUUCUCAAAUGGCAAAUGACAUGCUAAAGAGAGGAAUCUUUGUCGUUGGAUUCAGCUACCCUGUGGUCCCCAAGGGCAAGGCCCGGAUCCGAGUACAGAUCUCAGCAGUACACAGCGAGGCGGAUAUUGACCGCUGUGUGGAAGCCUUCGUGGAGGUGGGGCGACUUCAUGGAGUUCUGCCCUGAGCUCUGCCUGUGGGUAGGCCAACAGAGUCAAGGAUCCCCUACUGCCACAGUGAUCAGCCCAGACUAGAGUGUCUUACCCAACCCAGAAUUCUAGGGCCUUGUUGAAAAGAGGGCUGUGCUGUGGCUGGAGGGUACCAAACAAUGUGAAAGU